Messenger RNA from Hyphopichia burtonii NRRL Y-1933, 2118 nucleotides. RefSeq names its product acyl-CoA oxidase. Gene Ontology annotation, cellular component: peroxisome. The coding region runs from base 1 to 2118 and encodes 705 amino acids. NCBI's taxonomy places the organism in Eukaryota, Fungi, Ascomycota, Pichiomycetes, Serinales, Debaryomycetaceae. The transcript has a single exon. Gene Ontology annotation, molecular function: FAD binding; acyl-CoA oxidase activity; fatty acid binding. Gene Ontology annotation, biological process: lipid homeostasis; fatty acid beta-oxidation using acyl-CoA oxidase. The record is from RefSeq and is a predicted model, not a curated record.
AUGACGGUCAACACCACCAUUAAUUCUAAGACUCCUCCUAAUCCACGUAAUCAAAUUGAGCUGGAACGUAACAAUGCUCAAUUUGAUAUCACCAAGAUGAACUAUUUUUUGGAAGGUUCCAAAGAACGUUCUGAGGAGGUGGAAAGAUUUAUCCAGCAGAUGGAAAGAGAUCCUAUUUUGGCGGCAUCUCCCAAACAGUACGAUUUCACUAAGGCUGAACAUCGUGAAUGGACGGCCAAAAAAAUUGCUCGUCUUUCCAAGUAUAUUGAACUGGAAACUUUUGAUGAAUUUGAACGUCGUAUUAGUUUGAUUAGUGUUUUUGAUCCUCAAUUGCAUACUAGAAUUGGGGUUCACUUGGGGUUGUUUAUUGGCUGUCUUCGAGGCAAUGGUUCCUUUGACCAAAUGGGUUAUUGGGCUUUGAAAAAGGAGACUGCUUUUGUUAAAAAUAUAUAUGGUUGUUUUGCCAUGACGGAAUUGGCCCAUGGAUCCAACGUUGCUGGUUUGGAAACCACCGCUACUUUUGAUCAGGAAGAAGAUCAAUUUGUUAUUAAUACUCCUCAUAUUGGUGCCACCAAAUGGUGGAUUGGUGGUGCUGCUCACUCGGCUACUCAUGCUGCUGUUUAUGCCAGAUUGAUUGUAAAGGGUAAAGAUUAUGGGGUUAAAACUUUUGUUGUUCCUUUAAGAGAUAGCAAACAUGAUUUACUCCCUGGUAUUUCGAUUGGGGAUAUCGGGGCUAAAAUGGGUAGAGAUGGUAUCGAUAAUGGUUGGAUUCAAUUUUCAAGUGUUCGUAUUCCAAGAUAUUUCAUGUUACAAAAAUAUACUAAAGUUACCGCUGAUGGUGAUGUUAAAUUACCUCCAAAUGAUCAAUUAUCUUAUUCUGCUUUGUUAAGUGGACGUGUGGUUAUGGUUAAAGAUGCUUUUAGAUGGUCUUCCAGAGUUAUUACUAUUGCUACUCGUUAUGCCGUUGGUAGACGUCAAUUUAAAGCUGCCACUGCUAAACCAGAUGACUUGGAAUCAAAAUUAAUUGAUUAUCCUUUACAUCAACGUCGUUUGAUUCCAAUCUUGGCCUUAACUUAUGCCUUUUCAAAUGGUGCUAAUGUCUUGGCUGAAACCUCUUCUAAAACUUUGGAAGAAUUGGAUGAUGCCGUUGCUGAUGAAAAUCAAGCUGGUAUUGAUGCCGGUAUUGAAAGUAUGAAAUCUUUAUUCAUUGCCUCUGGUUCCUUGAAAUCAACUUGUACUUGGUUAACCUUGAAAAAUAUCGAUGAAUGUAGACAAUCUUGUGGUGGUCACGGUUAUUCCUCCUAUGCUGGUUUUGGUAAAGCUUUUAAUGAUUUUGCUGUUCAAUGUACUUGGGAAGGUGAUAAUAAUAUCUUGGGUAUGUCUGUUGGUAAACAAUUGGUUAAAAAUAUUUCGUCUGUCUUGAAGGAUGGAGUCCAAACUAGUGGUAUCUUGGAAUUUUUAAACAAUUCAAAAUCAAUCAUUGGUGAUAAAGUUAUUUUAACUCCAAAUGAUUUGAAAAAUCCAAGAAAAGUUUUGGAAGCUGUUGAAGUUGCCAUUGUCAGAGCUUCAAAUCAAGCUUUAAUCACUUUGGAUGCUAGAAAUCAAGAUUGGGAUUAUAUUGGUGCUGAUUUGGUUCAAUUAUCUAAAUUAUUGGCUCAUUUCUUUUUAUUAAAAUCUUUCUUAGAUAAGGUUGAUGCAAUCCCAGAAAGAGAAUUGGUUCCAGUUUUAGACAAAUUGGCCCAAUUAUAUUCUGCUUCUAUUAUCUUGGAAGGUUUCUCCGGUAUUUUCUUAACUUACAAAGUUGUUUCAACUGAAACUAUUUCUUACUUAUCUGCUGAACAUAUUCCUACUUUAUGUACUGAUUUAAGACCUCAUGUUAUUCCUUUAACUGAUGCCUUCCAAUUAUCCGAUAUGAUGAUCAACUCAUCCUUGGGUUCUUACGAUGGUAAUAUCUAUGAAAAUUACUACAAGAUUGUUAAAGACAAUAACCCUCCAUAUAUUGAUAAAGCACCAUAUUCUAAAGAUUUCGAAGCUUUGUUGAACAGACCUUCCUUAGAAGAAAGACAACGUGACGAAAUCUCCGACGAAGCUCAAGAAAUUUUAUCUAGUGAUAAGUAA